Messenger RNA from Cuculus canorus (common cuckoo), 2791 nucleotides. RefSeq names its product carbonic anhydrase 7 (gene CA7). Bases 324 to 1172 code for a protein of 282 amino acids. Gene Ontology annotation, biological process: regulation of intracellular pH. Gene Ontology annotation, cellular component: cytoplasm. The transcript is spliced from 8 exons. The record is from RefSeq and is a predicted model, not a curated record. Gene Ontology annotation, molecular function: carbonate dehydratase activity; zinc ion binding. Lineage: Eukaryota; Metazoa; Chordata; Aves; Cuculiformes; Cuculidae.
CAGAGCAGGGUGCAGGUCCCCGCUAAUGACUGGCCACCACAGUUGGGGAUAUGGGCAGGAUGACGGUAGGUUCCAGCGUUUCCAUGCUGCAUCUCUCUAUCUUCCCCCCACUCAUUUUCUUUCUAGAGCUGUUGCCUGAGCCCUGCAGAGCUGCCUGCAUUUCGGUGUCUGCGAGCAUCAAUAUAUACAGCAGGCUGCAGAUAUUACAGAUGGGUCCCUUUCCAAAAAGCUGUUAUGAAAAGGAUUAACUGUCUAUGUCUCUCCAAAAGCGAUUCUUUUAAGUAAGGAAGAUUUAGUAGGGCAGUAAUAGAUCUUCUGAUCCUAUGCAGCUACUGAAAUGUGAUAUUGAAGCUUCCAGAGAAGUGAAUAAAAUAAGAUGUAUGUUCUGUAUUUCUAGAACAUCAAUAAAUUGUAGAGGACCUUCAGAGUGGCACAAAUCUUAUCCUAUUGCCCAAGGGAACCGCCAGUCACCUAUUGAUAUAGUUUCUGCAAGAGCAGUUUAUGACCCUCACCUGAAGCCACUUAUUAUCUCCUAUGAAUCGUGUACAUCUCUCAACAUAUCCAACAAUGGCCAUUCGGUUAUGGUUGAGUUUGAAGACACUGAUGACAAGGCAGCAAUCAGCGGAGGUCCCUUCGAGAACCCAUUUCGGCUCAAGCAGUUUCAUUUUCACUGGGGGACAACACACAGCCAGGGAUCGGAGCAUACAAUUGAUGGCAAACCUUUUCCCUGUGAGCUCCACUUAGUUCACUGGAAUGCCAGAAAAUAUGCAACAUUUGGAGAAGCAGCAGCAGCUCCAGAUGGCUUGGCAGUAGUUGGUGUUUUCUUGGAGAUUGGGAAAGAACAUGCCAACAUGAACAGACUCACUGAUGCUCUGUACAUGGUUAAAUUUAAAGGAACAAAAGCUCAAUUUAGAAGCUUCAACCCCAAAUGCCUCCUACCUUUGAGUCUAGAUUAUUGGACGUACCUUGGUUCUUUGACAACACCGCCCCUUAAUGAGAGUGUGACGUGGAUAGUGCUGAAAGAACCCAUCAGAAUUUCAGAGAAACAGCUGGAGAAAUUCCGCAUGCUCCUCUUCACCAGUGAGGAAGACCAGAGGAUCCAAAUGGUGAAUAAUUUUCGCCCCCCUCAGCCUCUUAAGGGAAGAGUAGUUCGAGCUUCUUUCAAGGCCUGAAGAAAAUUGAUAAUGGCCUCAAGAUAUCAAAGAGCUUCCACAUCUGAGAUACCAUAAGCGCUGGUGUUCAGAUCACUCAUGGAAUGCACAAGAUAACCAUUUCCAUGAAUACUCUGCUUGGAGGGGAACAGUCUCCUGAUUUUGUGUUUUAUUUGAAAUGCUUAUUCUUUUGAGAAAUGGGAUCUUUUUAAGUAGCACCUUCUAAUAUAAGGGAUAGUUGAGUAAACUAGAGUGUUCUCCAAGACCUGAAACUCUAAAAAAUAAGAUGAAAUUGGAAUUCCACUUACUACAAAAUAGGAAAUCAUGUAGUGAUCUACUAGUUCUGAUGGCCACAACUUCUAAUUGUCUCAUUUGAUAUGUGAUGAAACAGUAGUCAAUCAUUUUGGACAAAUUUGAUUUAAAUUUUCCUUACCAAUAUCUCCUUAACAUUUACUCUGAUUUAAAGAUUGCUUUCGCUGUAUUCUUCCUGUCUAUUGGCACAUACAGUGCAUGAGUAGCACUAUAAAAAAGUUCUUAUCUCAAGUAGGCACUGGUAUGAAAACUACAUAGAUAUUUUAAAGCUACUGUUCUAAAAUGCUCUUUAUAACUAAAGAUAACAAAGUGAAUGCUGUUUACAAGCAGGCCAUUUCACUGCCCAUGGUGGUUCAGACACUUGUUUUUUUGCCCAUGCAGCACACCCAACUAGAAUGCCCUGUCAAUUUUGUUGAAAAGAAUGUCUAUAGCAAUUCAGGUAUGGGUUUUGUGGCUCCUAAGUGUUCAAAUUCUACCUCAGUGAAGCAAUUUGCUCUGCAAUGCAACCUCCUUCAUCGUCUGCCCCAGAGGAAGCAGAUCUUGUGUUUACUUUAGGGACCUACCAUGGGUAGACCUUGCUUGCACGGGAUGUGUGUUUCUGCGCACGUUAUCCCCUCGCUGCAUUGGCCUCUCGGGGACGCUCCCUGCAGAUACGAGGUUUCAUCAGUCCUUUUACCUUUUCAAAAGCCCCUUUAGAAAAGUCAUGUGUUAGCAUUACUGCUUCUGCAGCUUAGCGAUGGAAUUCAGACACGCGUGUCUCCGGCACUAAGUACAGUGAUGUUAUCUGUACCUACCCACAGUCUAUUUUCAGUUACUUCAUUUCUGGACUUCAAAUGUUCGACUUCAGUGCAUUGUUCAGAUAGAAAUUGCUGAUGUUUAUCAAUUUUUUUCAUCAGCUUAAAUGGAGAAAUCAUCAAAGAUACACCCUGUAAGAGAAAGCUGGUGGAAAGUAAUGGAAGGACAGCUACUAUGGCUGUUCCUCCUUUUUGGAAAGGGAGGGAGACACUGGAUGUGAAGCACAAUGCAAGGAAUGGAAGACCAGAAUUCUAGAUUUAACUCUUCUACAGCUUUUCUGGUACAUUGACCUAAAACUUUGUUCCUUAGUUUCCUCUUGCAAAAAAUGAGGGUAACACUGACCUACCUCACAGGGGGGUUGUUGAGGGGUAAUUGUCCAUUGUUUGACAUGUGAGAUUCUUAUACAGUAGAUGCUAAAGGAAACAUAAAAUCAUUACAAAAUGCAAUGGUUUUAACUAUUAUGACUGUAAUUUUGCUAGUAAUGCAAACUGGUAUUGCUGAGAAUCUAUUUAAUGUAUCUUAAUUUCUUUAAU